Molecule: messenger RNA, 2495 nt
Organism: Hyaena hyaena (striped hyena)
Lineage: Eukaryota; Metazoa; Chordata; Mammalia; Carnivora; Hyaenidae
Gene: PISD
Product: phosphatidylserine decarboxylase
Exons: 8
Coding region: 340-1467 (375 amino acids)
Biological process (GO): phosphatidylethanolamine biosynthetic process
Cellular component (GO): mitochondrion
Molecular function (GO): phosphatidylserine decarboxylase activity
Source: RefSeq, a predicted model, not a curated record
UGAGGGUGGAGCUGUGUCUGUCGGCUUCUGGUGUCCGCCCUCUGUCCCGCCCCGGGUGGUCCGAGUGGCCGAAGGCUGAGUCCCCGCCCGUCUGCCGCGGCUUCCUCCCUGAGUGGUGCCUCCUUGGGAGUUGGCGCCUGACGCCCAGUGGGAGCGGACUACCUGCCGCCCCAACCUCUAAGCUGCACCUAGUGACCCCCGGGACCCAACCGACCUGGGAAGCGGCCCACCGGCCACCAGGCAGCCAGCCUGAGGAGUGGUGACAGCGCAGGAGCUUCUGGCUGGGGGGAAGGGAGGAAGGAGGAGAAACAAAGGCGAGUGUGCCUGGCGCCGCCCACCAUGUGUCAGUCAGAGGCUCGGCGAGGACCGGAGCUCCGAGCGGCGGCGAAAUGGUUGCACUUCCCCCAGCUGGCCCUCAGGCGGAGGCUGGGACAGUUGAGCUGUAUGUCCAGACCUGCCCUGAAACUGCGCUCCUGGCCCCUGACGGUUCUCUACUACCUCCUGCCCUUCGGUGCCCUCAGACCUCUCAGCCGGGUGGGAUGGAGGCCCGUGAGCAGGGUGGCCCUGUACAAGUCAGUGCCGACACGCUUGCUGUCGCGGGCCUGGGGCCGCCUCAACCAGGUGGAGCUGCCGCACUGGCUGCGCAGGCCUGUGUACAGCCUGUAUAUCUGGACCUUCGGGGUAAACAUGAAGGAGGCCGCCGUGGAAGACCUGCACCACUACCGCAACCUCAGCGAGUUCUUCCGACGCAAGCUGAAGCCACAGGCCCGGCCCGUGUGUGGCCUGCACAGCGUGAUCAGCCCGUCAGAUGGGAAGAUCCUGAACUUUGGGCAGGUGAAGAACUGUGAAGUGGAGCAGGUGAAGGGGGUCACCUACUCGCUGGAGUCGUUCCUUGGUCCACGCAACUCCAUGGAGGACCUGCCCUUCCCUCCAGCUACCCCCUGCGGCUCCUUCAGGAACCAGCUGGUCACUCGAGAAGGGAAUGAACUCUACCACUGUGUCAUCUACCUGGCCCCAGGGGACUACCACUGCUUCCACUCUCCCACUGACUGGACUGUUUCCCACCGGCGCCACUUCCCAGGCUCCCUGAUGUCUGUGAACCCUGGCAUGGCCCGCUGGAUCAAAGAGCUCUUCUGCCACAAUGAGCGGGUAGUCCUCACUGGGGACUGGAAACAUGGCUUCUUCUCUCUGACUGCUGUGGGGGCCACCAAUGUGGGCUCUAUACGCAUCUACUUUGACCGGGACCUGCACACAAAUAGCCCACGCUACAGCAAGGGCUCCUACAACGACUUCAGCUUUGUGACGCACACCAACAAGGAGGGCAUCCCCAUGCGCAAGGGCGAGCACCUGGGCGAGUUCAACCUGGGCUCUACCAUCGUGCUCAUCUUCGAGGCCCCCAAGGACUUCAACUUUAAGCUGAAAGCUGGACAGAAGAUUCGGUUUGGGGAGGCUCUAGGCUCCCUCUAGAGCUUCCUUCCUGGUGGCGGCUACUGAGGGAACUUUUUCAAACAGGAGGGUCUUUUAGAGGGGAGCCUCCGUGGCUGGUCAGGGAGGGGACAGUCUCAGGGCUGUGGGGUCUGACCAGGCGGGACCUGGGUGACUAGUUUCUGCUGUCCCAGAGGUGUAGAUGAGGUCAGAGCCCCUGUUGACCUUGGACCUACGUGGGCCCCUCUUCCCACUCUAAAGAGAAAACCUGUAGGCCAAGAUGAUCUCAAAUUCCCUUUUGGAGGUUUUUUUUAAUCUACUGUAUAAACUGGAGACCCUAGGUCUCCUGGCUGGGUGUUCAGUUGGUCUUGAUUUCUGUUGUAAGACAGAAGUGGUUAUGUAUCCCCAUCCCUGCUUUCUGGCCUUCCCCUCUGCCUCCCCUGCACUGACUGGGCUGUGCUGCCCUCAGAGCAGGGCCACGUGGCCUUUAACACAACUGCUUUCUGUUCCCAAUUCACCCCACCCUGCUCGUUUGGGAAAAGCUGUCUCUCUGCACUUAUGGCUGAACGCAUCAUCCUUGACUCCGCCAGCAUCUUCUGAGGGGGUCUAAUGGCAUGGCGCUUAGCAGGCCCCAGUGAGUGACCUGCCAGAGCUGGCAAGUCCUCUUUCCGGUAAGCAAGACCAGUUACUGAAUCCCCUGAAUGGUGUCCAAAGUGAAUGGACAGGUGACCUAAGGGGGCCAGGGUAGAGCCUGUCUCCCCCUCAUAUCCAGACCCACAUAAAACAUGGUAAGUUGCUGCUGUUGAUUCAGGGGCUUGUGUUGAAGGCAGAGGAACGGGUCUGUGCCUACCACACCUGUCCCCAGGUUACAGGUACACAGUCCUUAGGGAGCCACCGACAGUGGGACCAGGGUUCAGGUUUCCUGGGGACGCUGUGAAUUUCUCCUGCAGGAGAAGCCAUUUGAACUCUUUCAACUGUAUCAGUAGCACAGUAUUUUUGUAUGAAAAGUGGGAGACUUCUGAACAGUAAUUCAUGUAAUUGCAACAUUUUGAAAUAAAAAAUAAAACUCA